AUGUCGCCUAAAUCUAUUUCAUGUGAAUGCGAAUCCGUGGAUGAGGCCGGCUUGGCAGUUCCGGGCCAGCCUGGGAUGUCAGCACCCUCGGGCUCUCCUGCUCCUAACUUCCUUACUUCUGCUGUAUCCACUAUGAUGACUGGAGUCACCAACGCUAUGGCUGUAUCAUCGGGUGCAUUAGCCCAAGUCGCUCAGAAGGAAGCUACAAUCGACAUAGGUGGCCAGUAUUGGUGGCGUCCCACCGCUCCUAGCUACACUAACAACGAACUCUAUAUGGAUGUAGUAGAGACUAUCAAUUGUAUAGUAGAUGAGCAGGGGACUAUCCUGGGUGCUGAUGUGACCGGGGAUAUAUCAGUGAUAUCCCGACUCAGUGGUCCUUGCCCUCACGCACUCCUCACAGUCCGCAACCCUCAUCUCCUUUCUAACGGCAAGGUCCAAUUCCAUCCAAGUGUCGAUGUAGAGAGAUGGCAUGCGGAACAGAAGAUGUCAUUCAUCCCUGCUGAUGGGCAAUACUCCCUCUGCACCUACUACAUCCCAAUACUACCCGAUCCCUCAACUCGUCUACUGCCCUUACAGCUCGAUCUCAAGGCAGCACCUUGUAGGAUGCAGAAUCAUCGUCCCCCAAGUAUAGUUGUUGAUGAUGUCGUUGUGAGUAUCCUACUCCCAACGUGUAUAGCCUCUGGUAGCUUGCAAACCACUGUGAAGAGCCAUAUUGAUGGCAAGGCCUCACCAUCCAUCCGUCUCGAUACGGCUUCCGACGGUGGUACCGUGCUCAUCUGGCACGUAGGGCAACUUGCAUCUAACGCUACCAGCGGGGAGGACACCAUCGUGGUCGCUAGUGGUAAACUAUCGUAUGAUGCUCAUGACGCAGCUCUGGCGGCGGCUAUGGCCAAGCUCAGGUGGGGUUCACUGUCCGAGGAUGGUGUAUCAGCGGCCUACGACUGGAUGGUCUUGAGGUAUCGUCCACCAAAGGGUAUAUACCUCGAAAGGGCUGCCGCUACUCUACACUCCCUCAAUACAAAGAUAACCCACGCUUCCGUGGUGGAGGAUGAUGAUGAAUCAGAGCCUACCUAUCUAUUUCUAGGAUACGACUCCGGUUUCGACCCGGACUCAAAGAAUGCCCGUCACAGCCAGACAUAUAACGCAGAUGCCGUACUUGGCUGGGACUGCGGCACAGGAAAGGUUAUCGAUUCUCUAGCCAUCCCUGGUGCAUCUUGUAUGUAUGUGCGUGCAAGCUCCUCUGGUAUGGUUGCCGCUACUACGAUAUACGAGCGAGUGAAGGCACGCAGGAGAGGUGUAUUCUUCCGUCCACUGACUACUAUAUACGUCUACGUAUACGCUGACCAGCGAUACCAUCAACUCAAGUCCAUAGCCCCUCGUGGACACAGGAGUAGCCCUGUCGCCGUAGUUGCAGACUCUACAUGUGCACGAUUCAUGGUCGUCCUAACCAAGAACGGCAGACUGCUCCAUCAGCACCUCCUAGGCCCCAGCAUAUCUACUGAGGUAACUGCUCUAAAGAAUGGUCCUGGCCCAGAAGGUGCCGAGCUGGCCCUCCUUACUGAUGACAUGACCGGGAUACUCCUAGAGCGCUCACGACCUCGAAUCGUGGUCUUCAUUGCAGAAGCCCGUCACGGUGUUGAAGUACUACAACAAGUGGAUCUACGUAAAGUGAUGGAGGCUUCUGGGCAGAACUUCUCCCGACUGCUCUCCUCUGGAGCUCUCUUACCUCAUUUUGGUGGUGAAGGCUUCGCUGUUCUAUGGAAGAAUAACUAUGUCUACUUCGACAUGUAUUCGGACAUAGAGGGCAUCAAACGUGCAAGGCCUAAGAGCCGUACAAUAGCGUCAUUGAAGCGUCCUUCGGGGAUCGACAUCAUUGCUGCUGUACCUACCACUGUUCACUGGCUAGCUUUACAGCUGAGCGACGAUCGACUCUUGUGGAGGUGGUGGAGCCCUGGAGAGACUCUUAUCAAGGAAGAGCCGGAAACUACAGAAAGGGCUGUGAAGGAAGAGCCGGCUGCAGGAGAGGCUCAAAUGGCAGUAGUCAAGGCUGAGCCUUUAUCCGGACCCAUGGAUUCCAAUGGGGAGGAGGAGGAAGAGCCAGACUAUGACGGGGCCCUUCGAGAUGACGAGAAGGGAGUCGAGGUCAUAUCAUUAUCCGACUCUGUUGACGACGGUUAUGAUAGUGAUAUCGAAAUCAUAGAGUCCGUCGCAGUCGUUGAUCUCGAUGCUGUGGAGGGAGGUGUAGCAGUAGAGGCGCCAUGGGGAGGUACGGCCAUGUACAACGAGGAUGAGAAUGGUGUGGUAUUACUUGAUGAUGAUUUGGAAGAUGAUAGAGCUGCAACAUCUGACCUCCUCUCCAUUGUUAAUACAGCAACUGACCAGGGUGCCGCCACAAGAGCCGACCCAAUAAAUGCUGCCACUUUGGAACUCCCUCCGGAUGCGAGGACUCGAUAUGCACCUGGUAAAAGCAUCGAGUUCAGCCCUUUAUCUGUGUCCACCUCGGCGAGUACAGCAGAUGAGCAUGCUAGGGAGCUGUGGGAACGGGCUAAGGCAGAUGAGGCUAUGGCCAGCGACGAGAUUGAAGCACAGGAUUGGGCUGCCGUACAUUGGCCAGAUGUAUUCGAACAGAACCUUAAGAGGAGGAGGAAGUGCGUGGAUAGACUGAUAUCGGACAUCGAGACGAACUGGUCCUCUACUCUGUGUCUCCGUCCGAGGAUUCCCCCGUUAUUAGAAGCUGAUAUCGAAAUGGUUGGGAAAUGCUUUCAAAGGCUCGCUAGGAAGAGAGGUCCGGCAUUGAUCCUCGAUGUUCGACAGUCCACCAAACGGGACCGGCACCUCUUCCUUAGCUCCUUGAUAGCUGGCAGCCUGCUGGUAGUUGGUGAUGAUGUAGAUGAUCAAUGCAGGGCCAACUCGAGCGGUGGAUCUUCGUCCUCCUCACGGCCUACUGAGGACCUGAAAGAAACUGACUCAUCCUCUCGCAGCGACACUGGGACCGCCGCCGCCACCGCCUUGGACGACGGCCCUGUGAAGAUGUUCCAUCGUAUCACGGGCGUAUCCUGGGAGAAGACACGGGUCUUGGCGGCUGAAAUGUGCCAUGUUGUAACUGCCUUCUCUGACUAUGAGCAGCGUACGGAAAUAUUCGCUCGAGUACAUAAACGUCACCUCCAGAAUCAAAAGGCUGACACUAAGCAGGGAUAUAAGCAUUAUUGGUGGAUACGCUGCGACCGAUGCGGGAAGUAUCGUCGUGCGCCUUACUACAUCGCCAAACAUCAUGGAGUUGAUAACGAGACUCCACCAGAGUUCCAUUGUGGGCUGUUGCAGCAGCGAGUGGAGGGGGGCGUGAAGCCUAUGUGGAAGCCGCUAUCCUGUGAAGACCCGCCUGAUGAGGCAGAAACUGACGAGGAUGAACAACUGGAGGCUCAGAGGUACGAUACGGAAUCGUCAUCUUCUGAUACUAAUACGCAAUACGACUCCGAACGGGAGCGACGACGUGACCAACAAUGCACGGGCAUUAUUACGGCCAGUAGGAGGCAUAAGAAGGAGCGGAACUUCCAGAGGAAGAUCAAGUUGAUCAAGAAGAACUUGAGAGCAUGGAAUAAGAAGAUAAGUAAGGCAGAGACUGAAGAGAUCGAGAGGGCUCGUAAGGAGAGAGCUAAGUAUGCUGGUAAUGACGACAUCGAUGAUGAUAAUUGGCAAGGAACAAGUGGCCAUCAUAAUGAUAACGACCCAGAUGAGAAUGAGGAACUCAAAAGGCUGGCAGGGCGGAUCAUGCGAGUGCAUAUGUCCAGUCUAAACUCUUACUCUCGAUUUGGAAGGAGACCGCAGCGCAAGAAGCCCGCCGGUCCUUCCACCACAUCGAGGGAGACUUCCAAAUUCGUUCCUUCCCCGAAAAAGACAAGUCGUGCUCCUCAGAAGGUGCUCACUACAGUGAUUAACGCCAGCUCGGAGGAUGCUCCGUGGGAAACGGUCUUUAUGGCUGAGGUUGCUGACAACAAGAACUUGAAAGAAUCGGUGAAGGAUGAUUUAAUUAAAAUGAUGCGGGUUCUAACAGACGAGCUCGCUACCGGAGGUUCCUUGUCGACGCUGAGACGGUGCCUGCAAGAUGAUAUAGCGGUCGAGAUACGGCUAAGUACGGCUGCAACAGAGGAGGUUGCUACUCGAGAACAGCGAGGAUUCCGUAAAUCUGUGAAGUUGGAAGUUGGCAGGAAGAGCACUCUUAAACCUGCUCAGAGGAAGCUACUUGAUGGUAUAAUAGGAGGAUUCAUGGCUCCUAGACCUCAGUCUAUAGAGGGAAAGCCAGUGUUAAAGAGAAAGUCCGGUGCUUUCAAGCCGUUGGGUAAGGUGGGUGCUGGGAGGCGAUCAGUCAACAGCAGACCUAGUCUAUACAAAGCAUGA
Messenger RNA from Perkinsus marinus ATCC 50983, 4395 nucleotides. Its product is annotated as clathrin coat adaptor ap3 medium chain, putative. The record is from RefSeq and is a predicted model, not a curated record. Gene Ontology annotation, molecular function: zinc ion binding. Gene Ontology annotation, biological process: endocytosis. Bases 1 to 4395 code for a protein of 1464 amino acids. Gene Ontology annotation, cellular component: cytoplasmic vesicle. The transcript is spliced from 36 exons. NCBI's taxonomy places the organism in Eukaryota, Perkinsozoa, Perkinsida, Perkinsidae.